AUGGGCAGCUUCCUGGGCUCGCCCCAGCCGCCGCCACAGCCCCCAGCCCGUAGGCACCCGAAGCCCCGACCCGCUUGGGUGCAGGACAGUGUCCAGCACGUCCACAGUGAAAGUCAGGUCUCCAGUGGAUCCACUCCCAAGGCGCCGCCCUACUGGAACCUGGACCAGCCCCGCAGGGUGGUCUCCGGGACGUGGCGGCGCUCCCCGGCCCAGUCACCCCCAGAGACCCCCGUGGGGCCUGAUAUCUUCAGGGCCUGGGAGACUUACAAGAACCGGUGGCUCUGGGGUGCCCGGAAUCCUAGGCGGACCUGCAGUGCGGUGACCAUCAAGAUUGCUCCUCCUGAGAGCAGGGGCAGCCCCCUGGCCUCCUCCAGGCUGGGGACCCUUUCAGCAGGAUGCUUGGGUGUGGAAUCGCGCCCCGACCCCUGCGCCCAAGAAACCGUGCUCAGGGCGCUCAGCCAGUGCAAGAAGGGCAACAGGAAGUUCAAUGGGCCACUGGGGUUUGAGAUACCUGAAGUCAAGGGCAGGAGGCAGAACCCAGAGCCCAGGCCAUCUGCCUUCAAGCCCCGGGUAAAAAAUGGAGUGGUGGCUUCCUUUGUGCCCAGACCCGGGCCUCUGAACCAAAGUCAGCGCUCCUGGAGCCUCGAUGUCUGCAAAGAGGUGACUGAGCCCCGGCCUUACCUCCAGCCCGCCAUGGGAACAACGCCUGCGCAGGGCCCAGAGUCUUAUCUGGAGAGCUGA
Molecule: messenger RNA, 741 nt
Organism: Castor canadensis (American beaver)
Lineage: Eukaryota; Metazoa; Chordata; Mammalia; Rodentia; Castoridae
Gene: Pom121l12
Product: POM121 transmembrane nucleoporin like 12
Source: RefSeq, a predicted model, not a curated record